CCCCCACCAGCGUGGGACAGUCCCCACAUGUCGGUGGCAGCAGGGGUGACGCCAAGGUCUCUGCUGCUGGUGGCAGUUGUGGCAGGCACUAUAAGAGGGGCAAGCAGCUGUGGCACGGCCGCUCGGGACUGCACGACCAUGCUGGGGGCUCUGUGUCUCGCUGUGCUGCUUGGCUAUGCCUACGGAUGCGGUCAGCCGGCUGUGCCGCCACUGCUGGGCACCCGCGUGGUGGGCGGUGAAGAUGCUCGGCCCCACAGCUGGCCUUGGCAGAUCUCGCUGCAGUACAGCCGCAACAAUGCUUGGCACCACACGUGCGGCGGGACCCUCAUUGCCCCCAACUGGGUGCUGACAGCCGCCCACUGCAUCAGCUCUAGCAUGACGUACCGCGUGGUGCUGGGCAAGCAGGUGCUGUCGCAGGAGGACGAGCCGGGCUCGCUGGCCGUGGGCGUUGAGAAGAUGAUUGUGCACGAGAAGUGGAACUCCUUCUUAAUCAUCAAUGACAUCGCGUUGAUCAAGCUGGCGCAGGAGGUGGAGGAGAGCGAGACCAUUCGUCCCGCCUGCCUGCCGCCCGCCGGCCUGGUGCUGGAGAACAACUACCCCUGCUACGUCACCGGCUGGGGACGCCUCCGGACGAAUGGGCCUCUGGCUGACGUCCUGCAGCAAGCCCUGCUGCCCGUGGUGGACCACGCGACCUGCUCCAAGCGAGACUGGUGGGGCAGCACGGUGCGCACCACCAUGGUGUGCGCCGGCGGCGAUGGCGUGGUCUCCGGCUGCAAUGGGGAUUCGGGCGGCCCCCUGAACUGCCAGCGCAACGGGCUCUGGGACGUGGACGGCAUUGUCAGCUUUGGCUCCGGGCUGAGCUGCAACAUGAUCAAGAAGCCGACGGUGUUCACGCGGGUGUCUGCCUACAUCGACUGGAUCAACGAGAAAAUGAGCACGAACUGAGGCGGCGGCGCGUGGUGCAACAGAUCUCAAGCGUGAUAAAGGCAAAAGUGCUGAGAGGA
This is a messenger RNA of Falco peregrinus (peregrine falcon), 1004 nucleotides long. RefSeq names its product chymotrypsin-C. Lineage: Eukaryota; Metazoa; Chordata; Aves; Falconiformes; Falconidae. The transcript is spliced from 8 exons. The coding region runs from base 28 to 945 and encodes 305 amino acids. Gene Ontology annotation, molecular function: serine-type endopeptidase activity. The record is from RefSeq and is a predicted model, not a curated record. Gene Ontology annotation, biological process: proteolysis.